This is a messenger RNA of Fonsecaea multimorphosa CBS 102226, 915 nucleotides long. RefSeq lists its product as uncharacterized. The record is from RefSeq and is a predicted model, not a curated record. The transcript is spliced from 5 exons. NCBI's taxonomy places the organism in Eukaryota, Fungi, Ascomycota, Eurotiomycetes, Chaetothyriales, Herpotrichiellaceae. Gene Ontology annotation, cellular component: cytosol. Gene Ontology annotation, molecular function: aldose reductase (NADPH) activity. Bases 1 to 915 code for a protein of 304 amino acids.
AUGGCCCUCCCAACCCAUUUUCCACUGCAAAUUACUGGCGGGAAAACUGUCCAGAUCCCAUCUAUUGGUUUUGGAACUUGGGGUGGAGGAAAUCCGGAGUGGUGCAAAGAUGCCACAUUAACAGCUCUGAAGCUGGGAUACAGACACUUAGAUUGUGCUUGGAUGUAUGGUGUCGAUGAAGAGGUUGGGGCCGCGAUCCGAGAAUCAGGAAUCCCCAGAUCCGAGCUGUUCAUCACGACCAAGUUCUGGCCGCACUUCUCCGCCCCAGAAAACGUGGAAUUAUGCUUGGACCAGUGCUUGAAGAGGAUGGGCCUGGACUAUGUCGACUUGUUCCUGGCGCACUGGCCCGUCGCAUUCAAACCGAUAUCGAGAGAUGCCCUUGAAAACGCGGAUAAACGCAGCUUCGUCCCUACGUGGCAAGCGAUGCAGAGACUCGUAUCAACCGGCAAGACACGAGCCGUUGGCGUCUCCAACUUUUCCAUUUCCGAAGUCAAGGAGAUCUUGCCUUACGCUCAAGAGGUGCCGAUAUCCUGCAAUCAAGUCGAAGUUCACCCUUGGCUACCGAACAACGAGCUCAUCGCGUUCAUGAAAGAGCAUGGCAUUCUUGUGACAUGCUACUCCCCCUUUGCGGGACAAAAGGCGGACGGAGAGACGCUCCUUAAAGAUCCAACAGUCAAGAAGAUCGCCGAGAAGAAUGGUAUGGACGUCGGGCAGUUGCUGCAGAGCUGGGCUGUCCAGAGAGGCACCGUCCCUCUGGGGAAGAGCCAGACAAAAGCUCGAAUCAAAUCCAACCUCGCAGUAAGGGAGCUGUCGCCAGAAGACAUGAAAGCGCUUGAUAAGCUUGAAAUUCCAAACGGCAAGGGGAGGACAAUUGACUAUAGUGAUGAAUGGGGGGUUAAUCUCUUUACUAACUAA